AUGAAAUUCACAUUUAAAUUACCACUUGCAAAUUUCUUCAAGUACAAGCCAGGCAAAUUCAACUACAGCUUAGAACAACAAAUUCGUCAAAAGUUGGACUCAUUGCCUUCAGUGACAAGGAUCUAUGCCAACCCAGAUGGAACACCACGUGUGCCCUCAGAUGAGGAGUUCAAGACAAUAGCUGAGUUGCAAAACAUGUACUAUAAAAGAAACCACUCCGAGUGGAACUUCAUUUUACCAGGUAUUCCAAAAGACCAAUUGAAAUUGUUUGAAGACAACUCACAGGACUUGGCACAUUUUCAAUUUGUCACCAAGGAUGCAGGAAAGAUUAUUGAUAAGAUUCCAUACAAGGAUGAACAGACAGGAGCAUUGAAAUGGAAGAUUAUUAGAGAAACACCAAAGGCUGAGGGUUGGGAGAUUCCUUACUUUUACAUUGUUUUACCUAUUUUUGCAUAUGUGCUUUAUGUCAAAUACACCCAGCAAACAAAGGCUAGAGAAGUUGAUGGUCCAGAAUGGGCAGAGAAGGAAUUGAGAUUGAGAGCUAUGGAAGAGUUCUUCCACGGAGAUACUGAAAAGGCUAAAGAAUUCUUGAGCAAUAAGGAUAAAUCAGAAAGAGAAAUCAGGGACAGAGACGAUUUGGUCAUUGCAAGAAUCUUGGCUGGAGAUUAUGACAAAUUGGCCCAAUUGAAGAAGAAGCAACCUCAAGACUUGAUCAAAGUCAACGAGGAUCCAAUUUUCAAGUAUUGA
Lodderomyces elongisporus is the source of this 747-nucleotide messenger RNA. RefSeq lists its product as uncharacterized. The coding region runs from base 1 to 747 and encodes 248 amino acids. The record is from RefSeq and is a predicted model, not a curated record. NCBI's taxonomy places the organism in Eukaryota, Fungi, Ascomycota, Pichiomycetes, Serinales, Debaryomycetaceae. The transcript has a single exon.